This is a messenger RNA of Prorocentrum cordatum, 2439 nucleotides long. Lineage: Eukaryota; Dinophyceae; Prorocentrales; Prorocentraceae. The record is from the annotation of a GenBank genome assembly.
GGUGUGGCGGGAGCGUUCCUCGCUUUCCUGACCUUUGUGGUGCGGGGCCACUUCGCGCGUCGGCCGCCCUGGGACGGCGGCGACGCCGACUGGUGCCGCGCGGAGGCUCUGGUACCGUCUCCCGCCCCGCCUGUGCAGGACGACGUUAUCUGCCCCGUGAGCUGGGCCCACCCUGGCAUCGUGGAGGAGAUCGCGCAGCAGCUCGUGGCUGAUCGCUGCGUGUGCGAGGUUCAGUGCAACAGCGUGAGGAAGGACUUCGCCCUCUUCGCGGGCGGCGUGGGUUUCUUCGGCUUCGGACAGCUCAUCCACGGGGUGACCUUCUUCGGCCAGCGCUGCUGCUGUCGACGGGAUGGCGAGCGUCUUACGGUGCGGGAGUUCUUGAAUGAGCUCCUCCCUGGCCGCCUCGUGGCGGUCAAGUACCCAGGAGAGGACCUCUACCAUGAGAGGGUGGUCCUCGGCCCGUGCGCUCGCGACUUACUCGGCCGAGUGAGUCGCUGGGAGGUGCUGACGCCCGAUCACGACAAGUACGACGAAGACAUGACCAUGGAGGGCGACGAAGGCGAAGCCAUCGCCCUCCUGGACGACAUGGGCAAUUGUCCAGCGGGCCUGCGAGGAAGAUUUUACCGCUUCGCUGGAGACCGCUAUCCGAGCAGCCAGCAGAUCGUGGACUGGGCCAGAGCCCAGGUCGACCAGAUCAGGGCCGCUGGUGAGGAGCCGCUGUCGAUGACUCACUACAUCGACCACGAGGGCUCUCGCAGGGCGCUGGCUGGCGUGGGCAGGCGGCGCCGCCUGGGCGGCCCCGCGCCCUUGCCUGCGGGGGGGCCCGAGGCCCCUGGGGGCGUGGCCGCCGCUGGCGGCCUUGUGGCCUUGGACGGCGACGCCGACGGCGCUGGGGCUUCCGUGGGGCCCGCUGGCGCGGUCGCCCUGGGCGCUGUGCGCGACGCCACUGAGGACCCUUUCGGUCUUUUGCGUGCGCGCGAGGAGCCCGCCGGGGGUCGUGUCUGGAUUGUGUGCGAGAACUCCGACGAGCACGAGACCCUCGGGCUGGAGGUCACUUUGAGGCCUGGCGACAUCGCCAUCACUAGCCGCGAUGGACUGGUGCAUCGGCACGGCGGGUUCUUGAGGGUUCGCUCGGUGCCUUCAAGCGAGUGCGUCGACUUCGUUGCCCGCCUCAAGGCUCGCAGCACGUCGGCGGCUGCUGAGCCGCCUGCUGGGGCCCUGGCGAUCGGCGGCACGAAGACUCCCCCCAUCGAGGCCGACGACGACGUCAGGACUUCGUGGGUCGACUACGACGAGUCUGGGAACCGUUUCAAGUCCUUCAAGAAGGCCGUGCAGGAGAGCCGCGAGGAGCCCAUCACGGCCGUGGAGGUGCAGGGCCCGCCUGGCACGCUCCACCUCGCGCGGUUCAUCGAGCGGUACGGCGGUGACCCACGGCGCUGGUGGCAGGGCUUUGCACGGGACCACAGCAUCAGCAAGACGGACAGGGUCUACCACGAGAUGACGAACCUCACGGAGAGCCCGAAGUUGUUCGGCGAGUACGACCAGCUCAACUUGGGUGCCUCCGCUGGCAUCGAGAAGUUGACGAGACGCAUCUGCGGGGUGAUCGACGCCUACGCGACAGGCGGGGGUGUCCCCAGCUGGAAGAUGGCAGGCGUUUACGAGGGCGAGGCCAACUCGAUCGACGCCAUCGCCCCCGCCUUGCGCAAGUGGGGCCUGACCAAGGUGAAGGACCAGAACGAGCUGGAGCAGGCUCGUUCGCGCCAUCCGCGGCCCGCGGACGGCGCCGACCCGAGCGCCGCCCCGUCGGGCGCUGCGGGCCGUGGCGACGGCGGCCGUGGCCGCGGUGCUGGGGCAGGGCGUCGGUCGAAGAGAUACCGCAGACGUGACCACGUGCGGCAACUCGUCGAGGGCGCUUCAAAUGCACUUAAUUGGCUUGCUAAGACCGAUGACCACCGACUUCCUGAUCUCCGCGGGCGGCCUCAACAUGUUGCGGAGCUCGGCCAGUGCCAGGUGAUUCGCGAGCGCGACGAGGUGCUGUCCUACGUGGAGCAGCUGGCUGCGCUUCAGGUGCGCGACGGUGGCCAUGAGUACUACUUGCCGCCAGAAGUGGCCCUUCGGGAGCUGCUCUGUGACAAGGCGUCUGGCUACAGGAUGGACGCCUCUAUGACUACGCUCGCGCCGUACCAGCGAGGUCGGGUCUCCCUGCCUGGGAAGCGCGAUGCGGUGUCGUCCGUCUUCGACCUGGUGGGGGACCGCGACCGUGCCUACCUGGAGGGUGCAGGAGAGCGCAUGCUCGAUCCCAGUGCUAGUGACACGUUGGCUGGCGACGCUGAUCGGUGUUAUGUUGAUCCCCAGCUCGCCAACAGCCCGAAGCUCUACGCCCGCUUCGUGCGCGACCUGAAGGCCAGGAACAUGCUGGUCUUCGGCAAGUGGGCGCAU